AUGGCCUUUUAUCAAGCCCAGGCCAUUGCUAUUGUCAUUGCCUUUCUUGCUGCUGCCAGCCUUUAUGCUGGCAUGUACCACAUGAGACAUUUCGAACUUAAAAGAAGCCCCAAGGAAAACCUUCUCUUGGAAAAUGAAGAGGAUCUCGCCUGGACCACUGUCGUCUUAGCCAUGAGACAAAUCUUGUCCCAGAAGAACUUUUACCUCUUUCUGAUAAUGAAUUUCUUCCAAGUCUUUCAUUUAACCUUCUUCAACAACUUCAUGAUGAUCUUUGCAGACAGUCUCAUUCCCAGGGAUGUUCUUUCUUCUUCCAUAAGGAGCAUCAUGUACGGGGCAGGCUUUAUUUGCCCACAGUGCCUUGUACUCACCAGUCGAUCCUGGCUGAAGAAGUGUGGUUACUAUAAGAUUAUCUUAAUUUCUUUCUACCUAGAAGGAACAGCUUCCAUUGUCAUGUUACUUCUGGGACAGCAAUACUAUUACUGUUUCGCUCUUUAUCUCACUUUUAUCAUGGUGAUUGUGCGAGCUUCUUUUUCCUUGUUUAACCUGCCACUAGCUGACAUGGUUGAUGUAGAUUUACUAAAGUUCAAUCAGCAGUCAUCUCUUCCCUCCAUGGUUUUUGGCAUCAAUGCUUUGUUUACCAAACCUGCUCAGUCUUUGGCUCCCAUGAUGAUACUCUCUAGGCUAAACCAGCAUGGUUAUGGGAACCCAAACAGCAGGUAA
Propithecus coquereli (Coquerel's sifaka) is the source of this 720-nucleotide messenger RNA. RefSeq names its product transmembrane protein 180. The record is from RefSeq and is a predicted model, not a curated record. The coding region runs from base 1 to 720 and encodes 239 amino acids. The transcript has 5 exons. Lineage: Eukaryota; Metazoa; Chordata; Mammalia; Primates; Indriidae.